AUGUGCGACAUCCUACGCAUCGGCGGCGAGCCGAUCUUCGACGAUCGUAUCGUCAAGAUCGAAACUCACACAUACAAUCCUUACGCCAAUACUACGUUUGGGAAUAGCGACGAGAUACGAAUUCCUAUACAACAGCAAGAUCUGUACACAUUACCGUGCGAUAGUUUUCUCUACAUAGAAGGUAGACUCGAGUCGAAAGAGUCGCCGAGUGCGCAAGAGGAAAUCGCGUCGGUGACGAGGCUGGUGAACAAUUGCGCUGCGUUUAUGUUCGAGGAGAUUCGCUACGAGCUCGACAGUGUGGAAAUCGAUCGAAGCAGAAACGUUGGGAUAACGAGUACGAUUAAGAAUUACGCGUCGCUGUCAGUCGAAAAAGGCAAGAUAUUAAAGAACGCCGGAUGGGACUUAUCGACGGUAACUCAUUCGUUGAUCAACGAUUUCAACUUUUGCGUACCUCUCAACGUGUUAUUAGGUUUUUGCGAGGAUUACAAGCGUGUCGUGAUCAACGCGCGACACGAACUUAUUCUGAUACGGGCGCGUAAUGAUAACAAUUGUAUCAUAUCGCGCGAAACGCAAGAACCUAAAAUCGUUUUAUUAAAGAUACAGUGGCGAAUGCCUCAUAUAUUUCCGCUUCUACAGAGCACGACUAAACAUUCGUGGGCUGUCAAAGCGGCGACGCAACUCGAAAAACCGCGAUACGUUAUCUUCGCGCUACAGUCCGGAAAGAAGAACUUUCUAUCCGAGGAGCCUUCCCUAUUCGACGAUUACAAACUAAAUAAUGUCAAACUGUAUCUUAAUUCCGAUUUUUAUCCUUACGACGACAUGAAUUUGGAUUUCGAUAAGCGCAAAGUCGCAGUGCUAUUCGAUAUGUACUCGAUAUUUCGAAGAACGUACUACGGAUGCGACAAUGACGAAGCGUUCUUAAAUCUGAAUAAAUUUUUAGUUUACGGCCCGCUCGUAGUCAUCGACUGUUCUCGACAAAACGAGUCGAUCAAGAGCGCCACUGUGGACGUUCGCAUAGAGGUUGAUUGCAAGGAGGACAUUCCCUCUAAUACCACAGCUUACUGUCUUAUCAUUCACAAUCGAGUGGUGGAGUACAAUCCGCUCACCAACGUUGUGCGCAGAAUCGUGUAA
Molecule: messenger RNA, 1131 nt
Organism: Formica exsecta
Lineage: Eukaryota; Metazoa; Arthropoda; Insecta; Hymenoptera; Formicidae
Exons: 2
Coding region: 1-1131 (376 amino acids)
Source: RefSeq, a predicted model, not a curated record